This is a messenger RNA of Lineus longissimus, 1245 nucleotides long. RefSeq lists its product as uncharacterized. Bases 149 to 964 code for a protein of 271 amino acids. The transcript is spliced from 5 exons. The record is from RefSeq and is a predicted model, not a curated record. NCBI's taxonomy places the organism in Eukaryota, Metazoa, Nemertea, Pilidiophora, Heteronemertea, Lineidae.
CCUUGACCUCCGAUGUAAACAAUGUUAUAUAAUGGCUUCAGUGUGGUAUAAGGCACUGUGUAGACCAUUGUAUCCCAUUGUGUAUGUCUUGUAGUCGAGGUUUAUAUCGAUCCGUGUUAUUUUUCGGCAAUACAAACGUUACAUUAGGAUGCCGAAACGAAAGUCAGAAUCUGUCCCUAGAAACGAAAAGACAAAAAGAUCGAAGUCUUCAGCGGAAACGUCUUCAUCACAAAAAGAAACCGCGUCUAAACACGUGACCCCAGCCAAAUCUUCUGCAAAGAAGGACCCCAGUCUAACCAGGAAAGUACCUACGUCAUACCCGAAGUUAAUCGAUAAGAAAGAUGAAAAAAGAACCGGGGAGACCACCGUUCUCGAAUUCGUGGCCAAAUCGCCUAAACGAAAUGAUAAAGGGGAGCUAGUCUUUGAAGGAUACCCUGAUUUCCAACCAAACAUGACACCGAAGGAAGUCCUGCAGACCGGAAGCUUCGGCGGGACCUACUUCAGGCCCAUCAAAUCUGGCGUUACCGGAAAGCAGUACAAUGGAGUGCACAAGGAACUUCCCGAGGAUUGGCUGGAAGGCCUGAAAGUUGCAGAGAAGGUUUCCUCAUCUACCUAUCGAGAAUCGUCGAACACUUACAAAGUGAAGUGCGGAGGUAGUCUUCAGAUGUGGGAGGAAAGCGACUGGAUACACGCACAGGACCCCUAUGGCUGGUUCCAGUGGUAUUGCAGGUUCUACCAAGGAAGGCGAACCCCUGAUGAUGACCGACAGAUCGGCCGCUGGGCGCGAUGUGCGGGUGUGACCGGCAGAUGGAGAAACAAUCUUAUUACCAAGUGCGUCAAGAGCGGAUGCGGAUUCGAUAACAAGACGAUAUCUCCCGUAGUUCGUCAGACGCUGCAACACUGGGGCUAUAAGCUCAACAAGAAAGACUUCGAUGCUUAUGUGAAGAAGAAAAAACUUAAAUAGUUUGUUGCGUGUUUCCGCAACGUUACGGGUACCGGUAUGUGUGUUUUCAGUUGGACUUACUAAAUACGACAAACGGAUCGAAGCCCAGUCAACUGUAUCGUCCUGUAUUAUUUCCUUAGGAACUUUUAGUGAUAACUUAGCAUCAAUUGGAUGGGAUUCAACUCAAAUAAUGAUCAUGCGACACCUAUGCGAUCUGAAACCUAGCACUUACCAGGAUAUGUAAUGAAUAAGUACAUUCUUUGUAAAGUUCAUUUUAUUUCGUCUUAUUUUUGAUAAAGUGU